Messenger RNA from Pelodiscus sinensis (Chinese soft-shelled turtle), 1535 nucleotides. Its product is annotated as E3 ubiquitin-protein ligase RNF167-like. The record is from RefSeq and is a predicted model, not a curated record. NCBI's taxonomy places the organism in Eukaryota, Metazoa, Chordata, Testudines, Trionychidae.
GCAGCGAGAGACAAUGGGGGGCGGGGGUGAUGCCCUGGGAAUCAGCAGACCAGCCUGGUGAUUUAAGGAAGCCUUUUCCACAAGCGUCCAAGGACCAGUCACAAUCCUGCUGCUGCUGCUGCUGUCUUCAGCACAGACUCCAGGCAUGUUGUGUUGAUACCACUGCGAGGGGCUGCGAAGUGUGUGUUUGCUGCUGAGGAUCCUUCACACGGACUCCUUCCCUAGUGUCACAGCCUGGCCCUGGCACAGCGAGAUUCCCGCCCACGGUCGACAUGAGGCCUCCGCUCUGUCUUCCUCUCCGGGCGGUCACCGCGCUCCUGCUCGUCGACGUGGCUGUGGCAGAAGCCUUCGGCCAUGUGGUUUACAACCACGGCGCCACCUGCGUCGGUUUCAACGCCCUGCCAGCAUGCUUCGGACCGCCCCUCCCGACCGAAGGGCUGGUGGGCUAUUUGAUCGAGGCCACGCCAGCAAAUGCCUGUCACCCUAUAGCAGGCCCGCCGGCCUCCUCCAACUCCUCAGAGGCCUUCAUCGUGCUCAUCCGCAGGUCGGACUGCCCCUUUGGCGUCAAGGUCCUUCACGCGCAGCAAGCCGGGUUCCAGGCCGCCAUCGUGCACAACGUGAAUGCAGAGCAUCUGGUGAACAUGGCAAGCGAUGACGAAGCAAUCCGGCAGCAGAUUGCGAUCCAGUCUGUCUUCACCGGAGAAUCAGCCCGCAAGCACCUGAGGAGGGCUUCCCCUUAUGAAAAGGGGGCAUACGUCACCCUCAUGGCACCGAAACGGCCUCAUAGCUCCUGCCAGGAUGCUGCUACACCCUCUGUGUGGGACAUGGCGAAGCUCUUCUGGCCACAGGUGCUGAAAUAUUCCACGAACCACCUCAUUCCUUACCUCCUCCAGGAGUUUGGGUUCAUGCUCAACGUGCUCAUUUGCACCAUCCCGCUGGUGGCGUGCGCCCGCUGGUGCACGAAGGGCCAGCAGAUAACCGUGUGCACCUUCAAAAGGGGAGACAGGUACGACACCUGCGUGAUCUGCAUGGCCGAGUACGAAGAAGGAGACCAGCUGAAGGUCCUCCCCUGUUCUCACACCUAUCACUGCGCCUGUAUCGACACCUGGCUUCACACCCAGCCCAGGAACAAAACCUGCCCUUUCUGCAAGCAGCAGGUGACCACUGAGGCUCAGGCUGUCAAUGUGGGCAGAGGGAGAACCCCCCAGGAGCACACCGGCAGAGAGGAGGACCAUGCUGGGGAAGGGGACGAUGAAGAGGGGCAUGAUGAUGAGUCUGUCGAGGGAGAGGAAGAAGAGGACCAAAGUGCAGACACUGAGGAAGGGGAGAGUGAUUUGGUCAUUUUGGAGAGCGUCUGAUUGCAUCUCCAGCUCUGUUUGAAAAGUGAGAGUCAGAGCCACAGACUACGAUCCUGCUCAUAGUCAAUUAAUACCUAAUGGGCUUAUGUUGCAGAGAUACACUCUGGAUCAUCCUCAGCCCUCCAUCUCAUGCUAAAAAAUAAAGCAUCAAAACUCGUUAACAUUGAACACCCUUCA